Messenger RNA from Styela clava, 4025 nucleotides. Lineage: Eukaryota; Metazoa; Chordata; Ascidiacea; Stolidobranchia; Styelidae. The record is from RefSeq and is a predicted model, not a curated record.
AAUGACGUUUGUUUUGUUUUUAAUAUUUGAAUAGCGUAGUAUUACUGCGUAGUUUGACGUUGAACGCUGUUUUAUUUUUUACACCGGGGAGCUACUUUGCCCAACCGUUGUUGCUUACUGCUGACUUGCAACAACUGACGACAGGACUAUACACAUACCUGCAUACUUGCUGAUAAUUGUUUUACAGAAUCUACCUCAAGUUUUAUUGAGUUGAAAUAAUAAACAUGGGAAAGAAAACUGCCAAGCCCCAAGAAGAAGUUCCCACUCCAAUAGAAGAAGAGGAAGAAGAAGAAGUUUAUGAGGUUGAAAAGGUUUUGGACAAAAGACUUGUCCGAGGAAAGACACAAUAUCUCAUCAAAUGGAAGGGAUUUUCACUGUAUGAUAAUACCUGGGAACCACAAGACAAUCUUGAUUGCCCAGAUCUCAUGCAGAAACGAAACAAAAUCUGCAAAAAAGAAAAACCUUCACAGAAAUCUGAUGAAAAGAAACGUAAGCACUCACAAGCACAAUCGGAAAAAAGCGAAUCAAAAAAAUCCAAGACAGAAAAUGAUGAAGUGAGACCUCAUGGAUUCGCUCGGGGACUCAAACCAGAAAAAAUUAUUGGCGCAACCGAUUCCAGUGGCCAACUUAUGUUUUUAAUGAAAUGGGAAAGUAGCGAUGAAGCCGACCUUGUGCCAGCAAAAGAAGCAAACGUGAAUUGCCCUCAGAUUGUCAUUGGAUUUUACGAAGAAAGGCUGACAUGGCAUACAAACCCUUCAGAUGAGGCCCAAACUUGAACAACAGUUUUUUCACGACGAAUCGUCGCUGAAUAAAAUAUUAAGGAGUCUACAGCGUCGUUAAUGGAUAUAAAAAAAGAUUAGUUUUUAACUCUACUCUGCUGAUGCAGUUUUUCAAGAAACUUUAGACGAAUUUCAUGAACUGUUUUUAUCCGAGUGUUAAGAAAUUGUAUUUUGAGGAUUCAAGCUAUAAAGGCAAAUGUUAAAAUUAAAAAAAAAUCAAUUGAAAAUAUAACAAAAAAAGUGACGAUUAUUACCCUGGUAUAUGAUCAUUGUUAGAAGCAAUAUUCGACAAACUAUUUCAAUAAAAGUUAGAAAAUUUAAAAAUAUAAAACAUACAUUUCCAUCAUUUUUUAAAAAUAGCUUUUUAAAAUUUCUCCUCUUUGGUUCAAAAACUUCGAUUUAGUUUAUUUUGCCGAAUAGACUUAUGCUGGGACAAGCACCGUUAGCCAAGCAAGGUAUUAACAAAUUAUGAAUACUGGGCCGAGAGGAUUUUGAUAUCAUUCACUAUUUCUUUGGUAUUUUUGUAAUACAUAGUGCUGUUUGAGAGAAAGUAGUGUUUGGUAGAUCAUUGAUAUGAUUCAUAUUUCACACUUUAUUGCAUCAAGCAGCGUUUCUCAAACUUUUUUGCUCCUGAACACCUACGCUUUUUAUCUCGCCUCGCGGAACAAUAAGAAAUGAAAAGGUUAAAUUGAUAUUAAAAAAAUUGGGUGCUCCCGAAGUAUGUGCACCAAGAUGACGCUCGACCUGAACAUAGUAUGUGUACCAGGUUAGGGUCAUCAGGUUGUGCGCCAUCUUGGUGCACAUACUUCUGGCGCGCCAAAAAUUGUGUAACGGAUUUACUUAGUGCAUCAACUUACACAACCAGCCUAUUCAAGGGCACAAAACACCUCGAAGAAGCUCACAGAACAUCAGUGUUUAAGGGAACACAGUUCGAGAAACAGUGAACUAGUGGAAUAAUUUACUAAAUAUUUUGUUAUAACCAGAUCUGGUUUGAAAUAUGAUAGCUCUCGAAGCUUCAUUUUGCAGUAGAGCUGGGCACGGUAGUUAUCAAUUUAUCGACAACUUCAAUGAAACAUCAGCCUCGAUGCAUUUUCACGGCAUUAGUAAGGCGCAUAACCAUAAUAAGAGGUAUUCAAAUUUUUAAAUCAGACUUUCAAUUACACAAAGUUAAUUUCAAACAUAUUUGUUAAUUAGUGUUGGAAAUUGAAUAAAUAAAAAUUAUAGCUGUAAAAGAACAUGGGAAAAAUCAAUGUUUACAAGCUCGAAACAUCAAACUUUUCGGUGGCUCCAGCCCUAUAUAUUCUGGUAAGCUUGGCUCUCUACAGCUCUUGCAAAAUGUUAUGUCCGCAGCUCCCUGGUUAUAACACACAAUGAAGCAUACUCACGCAUUCAUGGGUUUCGUAUAGUUUCUGAAAAUUUCACAUUCGCGCCCAUGUUGCAAAGAUAUAAAUGGUUUUUAGUGCUUCAGCUAUUGGUUGCAACUUUUCUGUUGAAAUUAUUACCACUUUUGAGUUGGAGGCAUAUCGCCUUGCUUUGAAUAAACAUGUAUAAAUCUUGUAAUGUAUUCAUAGUGCCAAUGAGUUUCCAUUGUAGCUUUUCCUGAUUAGAUCUCUAAGAUUCAUAUACAAACUGAAACAAAUACUUAGUCUAGGGCGCUUGCCAGUUAAAUAUAAAUCUUGACUGCUUGUCUGAAGCCUAUUUUCGAGCUAAGGUGUUUAUAAUCAAAAAUAUGUAGCAGGUAUUUCAGUUAGAUUGUUUCAUCAUUUCUGGUAAUAUAUCAUUUAUAUGGUCCGAUAUUUCAGGAUGACCCCCCAAAACAAUGGAAAACGGAUUCUAGAGGAACAUAGCUUUUGGGUACAAUCAUACACAGAAGUGUUGAAUAAAUUUUUGUAGAAGAAAUUGGAACUGUGUAGCAGACAUUUCAGUUAGACACUUAUCAUUUUCUGGUAUUGUAUAGCCCAAUAUUUCAGGGUGACCCCCACACACACACAAGCGUCCCCCCGUGAAGCGUCCAAGGUUGACUGGAACUCUUGGGUACAAUCAUACGCAAACAGAAGUGUUGAAUAAAUUUCAAUAAAAGUAAUCGAAAAAUUUUAUGACUGAAAAGCGGACAUUUCAGUUACAUGGAUUUAUCAUUUUUAGUAUUAUAUGGUCAUUCUGAACGUAUUCUAGAGAAAACAUAACUUUUGUUUGAAGCGUCCUAGGUUGACUGGAACUCUUGGGUACAAUCAUUCACAAACAGAAGUGUUGUUUAAUUUCCUUCAGUUUCGUUGAUGUAAUUGAAAAAUUUUGUGUGUUCUGUUUUUUGGGUCCCCUUUACUUUAAUGUACUCAAUCAACUGCCAAAUUCUUAGAUACACACUAAAUUACAGUGCUGGAAAAAGUCUUCUAUUUCUACUUUACACUUUGAGUUGUGCAUAUCAGUUUGAUUUGCAAAUUUCAUUCCUUUUCAAUGAUCCGAACAUGCUGAAGUUUUUGUAUCAUAUAUCCUCUCAUGGCCAUGAUCAGCGUCAAAAAAAAGGCAGAGAAAAUCAUAUGCAGGCGUGUACACUUAUUAUACCAAUUAUGUCUGCUUUUAUAUUAAAAUGCUUGAAAUUCAUCAUAAACCCUGACAUAGGCUAGAACUCUGGUUCAUAUUUUAAUGUUUCAUUUUAAGUUUGAAUUCUCAGGACAUAAGGUAACUCUAAUUAAUACUUUUCGACUCAAAAUUGGCAUAUUCUGUUCUAAUUCAUGUCUUUUUGCUGUAAUCAAGUCAAAUGUCCAGUGGUUGUAUCCGUAAUUUUGAUCAGAAAUGAGAUUUCUCAACUUUCGAGUGAAUUUUAUAAUGAGUUUGCUCCUUCACUUUCUGAGUUGUGCACACAACUUUACUCGGAGAUGAGUGUGCUAUAUUUCUUUGUAUGUGCCUGCAACUUUGCUCAAGGAUUAGUCUCCAUUACUUCUGAGUGUGGCUUUCCUGAGCAAAUAUCAAAAAAAAUAAAAUAUAUGACAUAACUUAGUAAUUUUUUGUAGUGUGCUUGUCUUUCAUAUAACGAGUACUAAAUCGAAUGAAGCCAACUUUUUAAAUCAUCUUACAGUUCUAGGCUUUUUGAAAUGACUUUGAAUUUACAGGUAAAUGUUAUUGGCAUGAACGUUUUUAAAACUGUUUCUCUUCUAUGGCCCAAGCAUGGUUUAUGAUAAAUUUCAAGUUCUUUAUGCCGUUCAUUUGGUUUAGUUUCUUGUUUGUAAAUAAAAAACCAGUUUUGUGUAA